Messenger RNA from Athene cunicularia (burrowing owl), 8330 nucleotides. RefSeq names its product APC membrane recruitment protein 1 (gene AMER1). Gene Ontology annotation, molecular function: phosphatidylinositol-4,5-bisphosphate binding; beta-catenin binding. Gene Ontology annotation, biological process: regulation of canonical Wnt signaling pathway. NCBI's taxonomy places the organism in Eukaryota, Metazoa, Chordata, Aves, Strigiformes, Strigidae. The record is from RefSeq and is a predicted model, not a curated record. The coding region runs from base 66 to 3416 and encodes 1116 amino acids. The transcript has a single exon. Gene Ontology annotation, cellular component: plasma membrane.
CUGUCGUGUUUCGAUCUCUGUGCCCAAAAGAGGACUCUGCUACCAAAGCCAUCAUUUCCAGCUAGAUGCACCCAAACCGACCAGCUACCAUGGAAACGGGCUGCACGGAGGAGCCUGCCCGGACCAGGUCUCAGUCGGUGGUCUGUGGGCAGCGGGAGGGAAGCGACCAGCGGUGGGAGGAGAACGGGGACCGGCUGCCUGAGCCAGGCAAUGCCUCUGUCGUGCCUGCGGAGCCACAGCAACCUCAGCCACCCCCUGGCAAGCUGAAGAAAACAGCUUUCAAACUGUUCGGAGGGAAGAGGAGCAUCUGUACGCUGCCCAGUUUCUUUGGAGGCAGAAGCAAAGGCCAGGGGAAAGUAGCCUCUAAAAAGGGCCUCAUUAAAUGCAAGACCCAUGAUGGGCUCAGUGGUGCUGCAUAUGACAAGGGCAGUGGGGUGCAGCUGGAAAGCCCUUCUGAGGGGAGCAGGGACUCGCAUCCUUGCCCUUUGCCGAGCUCCCAAAGCGCUCACUUGGCCAUAGACACCAGCGCCAAGUUUGAUUUCAGUCAGCAGGACAGCUCUCCACCUGGGAGUAUUGAGGGCUGUGAGAAAAAGCCCAAUGGAGAUAAGUCCUCCUUUCCCAGACCCAAAAAAGGCCUGAAAGGAUUUUUUAACAGUAUCCGGCGUCACCGGAAGAGCAAGGUUACCGAGUGUGAGAAAGCAGAGCUCCCCGAGUGGACCGGGGAUUCAGAGGAGACCAGCAAGACUCCUGGGGUGGGAAUGGAGAGCCAAGGGGCCAUGGAGGGAAGGGGACUGGGGCCUGUCCCUCUUGCCGUGGCCUGCCCGGGGAGCUUGGAGGAUGACCACUCAGUAGGCACAGCUGCCAACUGUAGUGAGGGUGCCGAGCCCCGCUGUCUCACAGCUGAUGAAGGCAGCUCUGAGGGUGAUGCGGUGGCAAUGCCGGGGAAGAGAGACCUUCUGGAUACAAAAUCAGAAGCUGAUGCUGUUGACUGCACAGAGUUUGACCAUGGCAAUCUGCUUCUGGCCUUUCAUCCGGACUUCAUGGACAAUGACCCUCCCUGCCUACACUCUGGGGACCUGCUAAGCAUCAUGUUAGGAGAUGUCACUUCCCUGAAGAGCUUCGAUUCCCUGACAGGGUGUGGAGAUGACAUUGCUGAGCCUGACAUCGCUGAGAGCACCAUCUCUGUGGAGCGCAGCAGAGAUGCUACUAAACGGAGCUCCUGCCUGGUCACCUACCAGGGCGGUGGGGAGGAGAUGGCCAUACCUGAGGAGGCAGAGGAGUACCUCCACCAGAUAUGGAACAGCAGCGCAGCAGAGGACAGGAACUAUGGAGCCCAGGUGUCAAGUAGCAAUUUGGAGACCCAUGCCUUGCACAAGGCAGAAGCCCACCACUACGUGGGGGAUGUGAUGGAUGGCAUUGACCUCCUGACACCACAGAGUGACCAGCAAGAGUCUGCCCCUAAUAGCGAUGAGGGUUAUUAUGACUCUACCACACCAGGGCCAGAGGAUGAAGCCGGAGAUGGGCUCGGUGAGAUCAAGAAAGACCGUCUUCCCAGAGACAGUUACAGCGGUGAUGCACUUUAUGAAUUUGAUGCUCUAAUGAGUCCCUCUCAUGGGGAGGAGUCCCUGUUUGAGAGCAAAGUCUCACGCCCAGGGAUCUUCAGCUACUUCUUGGACUUCUGCCUCCCUGCUGAGAAGACCCUGAUCCAGAUGAUGGAUCAGAAAAGAGGGGUGAUGGAAACAGAAGAAGAGCGACUAGCAGCCAUUCAGAAAGAGCUGCUGUACUGGGAGCUGCAGAGGGAACCGGUAUUGAAACGACUUGAUGUUCCCAGCAAGGAGAAGUGUCCCCGGGAAAAGCAGUGCAUUGAAUGUAAAACUAGAGCAGCCAGCUCAAUUGGCAAGAAUCAGAGUGGCCUUGGUAAUGAGCAGGUGGCCUCACAUGCCCCAAACAGGGGUGUGAAUAGUGGGGUUUUGGUGGCUAGAGCUGAAAAUCCAGAGUGGAGGGAUUUUCCAGGGACUCUGUGUCCAGAAAACUGUUACAACGGCCAAAAAGCCCAAGGAAGUUGCCUUAUUCAGCUCGCAAAAAACAACUCGGGGUUCGAUUCGGACCUGGAUUGUGGGUUGUUUGGGGGCUCCAUCCACAGUGGUGUAGCCCCAGCCAAAGCAGGGAUGUUCCCUAGCUAUGGACUCCCAGAGCAUGAGCGUGCCGGUGGAGUGGAGACCACCCCUGGCAAGCCCCAGGUGGGCAGCGAGCCCGAGCCCGAGCAUGCUGUGAGCUUCUCGCAAGCACUGGUGGAGUUCGCCAGCAGCGGGACUCUCUUCUCCAGCCUCUCCGAAAGCCUGGGGAGCUCUGCCUCUGGCUCUUCCUUCACCCAGAACCUCCCUGCCCUCCCCACCAUGGUCACCUUUGAUGUUGUUGACGUGGAGCAGGAAGGAGAAGGGGAAUGUGAGCAGCAUCCUGAGAUGAAUGCUGGCGAGGACAUUGCUGAGGCCUUUGAUGAUGGCUAUGGACAGAAAGAGUCGUUGGCUGAAUGUGACGAGAGAAUGUCUCCAGGGUACUCCCCAGGCUCCUUCCAGAGCUGCAACUGGGGUGUUGCCAGCCUGCCCCGCCACCUCCGCCUCCACGGGCUGAGCCCCUCCAUGCCAGCACCACUCUCCGUCGCCCGGAGGAGCCGGUCACUUGACACGGAGAGCCUGGAGUUUCAGCUUGCCGACUUGCAGGUUGCCAAGGGCGGCCUUCAGCCAGGCCAGCUCUGGUCAAAGCGGGAGGGUGGCAAAAAGGACUUGGGUGGAGCAAGGAGGAGCAGGAGCAAGGAGGAGGGCGAGCUGGUGGCUCCUGAUGGUGGGUUGAACUGGCUGGGCUUGCAGCCCAUCCAGCAUGACACCGACACAGCUGUCGGGGGAGUCAAGCACUGGGGUUUCGCUCCCGCUGCCGCGAUGGAGAGUGCCUGGGAGCCGUCAGAGCAGUCAGGCACCGUGUCCCCUUUCCUGUCUCUUUCCCAGAAUGUUGCUGGAGAGACUCCAGACAGGCGGCCCCAAGAACCAGAGCUGAACAGGCACCCGCUCAGGCCCUCCAAUUUACCUCUGCAGACCGACACGAGGCGAUUCCGGGAGGCAGCCGGUCCCUACAGGUACCAGGGAGAAGUCACUGCUAAAAAGCUGGCCCACUUGUUACCCGUGGGAGAAACAGAGCCCGAGCUGCUCCCAAGCUUUAGUUUCUCUUGCUCUCCGGAGAAACGCGCUAAGUGCAAGCCCGUCGGCAUCGCCCAGGGUGUGCCUCAGCAUCCCAACGGCAGCACCGACACGGUAAAGAGCCCGGAGUGCUGCGGAGAGCCCCUGAAAGGCAGAGCCCCCCCUGGGCACGCGCUGCCCGCCGGCUGCCGGAGCACGGCACUGAGCGUCACCGAAGCCAAAUAGCUGCUCCCGGAAGGAUGUGAAAAGGUUUGCAAAGGGCAGGGAGGGAGAAAGUAAACAUUAACGAGCAAUUUGUGAGUGACUUGAAUUUAGACCUGGGCUGAUAAGGAUGAGCUUCUCUCCCGCGGCCAUGGUACAUGGUCUCGCUGCUGCGGAUGCUGUGGCGGGGUUCAGAGCUGCCUCCGGGGUUCAUAUGCUGACGCACUUGUUUUCCAGCGCGAGCUGCCACGCUCUUGAAUGCCAAGUGCAGCAGCAGCACCUGGCACGCACUCACGUUGCUGCUAGAAUACACGCUGGACGCGGACCCAUUGCUAAUGUGGCAGGUUUGGUUUUUUUCUGCAGGAUUGGAGCUGGGGGAGCAAACCUUGGGGAAACUUGUGAGAGAAAUUGGGUUUUUUCUUCCUCUUCUCAGUGGAAUGUUUUGGUUCAGACUCACUUUGAAUGUCUUCUAUCUCAGUCUUGGUUUGGGAAGGCUGGGAGGAAGGAUGCUGGUUAUUUCCAGAGCAAGGACAGGAGGCAAGUCAGCUGAAAGGGGAACUUUGCAGUAACAUUUUUAUUUAUUAUUUUUUUUCCCUUGCCCCACAGGAAAGCAGGAGCUUUUGUGUGUGUGCUGAUAAUGUUUUCCAGGUCUCGUUUUUUUGCUCAGAGAUACUGUGCUAGGAGAGAUGUGCUGUUGAUGGUGUCCCUUUUAAGAACAAAGUGUCGGUCCCUUCUUUGUUGUGGUCUGUCUUCACAGUGUGUAAUUCCUGGUUGAAACCACCUUUCCUGUGCUUUGUCCCAUGCUCCUUGUCUCUCCCAGGCCAUGGGCACAUGGAUGAGGUCUUUGAAAUAAGCUAAAUUCGCAUCGUGCUGGUAGCUGUGAAGUUGCCAAUGUUCUUGCUUUCUUCAAAAGGAAGUUUUGUGGGUUGUUUUUGUUUUUUGUUUUUUGUUUUUUUCUAAAUUAUUUUACAGUUGUUUUCUUUGCAUAAACUCAUACAAGGAAAGUAUUCUGUUAAUUGGAAUACAGGAUGUAACGCAGCCUAAAUUAGGCUUCACAACUUCUUCCUCCUAACUGGAGGGAACAAAAAAGCUGGAGGUUGCUACACGUUUUGGAUUUCUUUUUCCUCUUUGAAAGAGUGUGGAGGAGGGACAUGAGCUAAGGAGACUGACUUUGUCAGAGGAGGUUGUGCGAGCUCCUGGAAACAUCUAUUUCGGGCCGUUGGUCCUCGAGGUGUCUCCCAUGUCCUCUGUAUCUCAAACACGCUUGUCUCUAAACCAAACCUCCCUGUCUGUGACUUACAAAGCUUCUUCCAUCUUCUGUCCAAGCUCUGUAUUCUGAUUUUAAUUCAGUUACUGAGGAAGAUUUUUGUUCCCCCCACCCCAAGUUGCCCCUUUUCUGCUUUUUUUUUUAGCUUUGUAGCAUUAAAACUAAAAAAAAAAAAAAAAGAACUGAAAAUAUCAGAGUUUUCUCCCACCUCCGGAGCAAAGCGUGAGGCAAGGGGCAGCUCUGCCCAGCCCUAACUCGCUUUUCCUGCUGACUCCUGCCCGCGGUGGGUAACCCCCCUGCUGCUCUCUGGACCUGCAGCCCCAUACGGAUGUGGCUCCCAUUGGAAACGUCAGCAGCUCCCAGCAUCACUGUAUUUACAGGCACAAGCAGCUGGUUUGGGUUUGUUUUCCCUGCCUCCCCCAAGCAAAAUGAGGUCCCGAUACUUCUUUUUUGAGAAAGGACUCUGUACUACCCCGUCCUUAUCUAUCUGUGAAGGAGCAGGGAAAGGCAAAGCCAGGGUUUGCUUGCCUGCGGUCCAAAUUAAACGUGGUUUUUUAUUGUCCUAAACAGAUUGCUGAGGCUAGAGUAGACCCAUCUGUGUAUCCAUGGGCUUAAACCUUAAUUUUUCAGUAUUUUCCCACCAGUACUCCUGCAGGGAGUUAUUGCAGGAACCUGCCAUGCCACAUUUAUUUCUCCUGUCCCUUUGUGCAACCAGAGAGGAUUUUGUGAGACAAACCUAGCCCUUGAUGCUGCUUCUGCUCUGCAUCCCCAACCUGAGGAGGAGAAUGUGAUUGGCCAGUGAAGGGUCCCCCCACCUCUGAGGUGUGAGUGCAGUGUCCCCUUGUUAGCACAGUGUGUGAGCAUCUGCUAGUGAAUAUUGCCUAAUUGGAACCAGCUCCCCUCUUGCUCAGAGUAAGGACAGGGUCAGGUCUCGUCACUGCACUCUCACUGCCACUCACAAAAUAAAAACCACAAGCAAGUACUGCUGGUGACACUGGAGAUGUCGUCACGAACACAGGCAUUCGCAGUAAUUGCUUGUCCUGAGCAGCAGCCCCUGACUGUUUUCUUAAUUACUAUUUUAUUUUAGCGUGUCACCAAAGGCAUCUUGUGGGUUAAGGGGGUUUUUGCGUAGUGUUUUGUUUAGACAUGGUGCAGCCUUUGCCAGUCUUGGUGAGGUAUGAAAGUGUCUCGGUGCUAAAAUGAAUGUUCAGUUGCAAAUGCAUGUCUCUAGGAAUAAUUCUUUUGGUUGUAGGUACGUAAUGGAAAGGCUUAGUGAAAACAGCUUCUAGACUCAAAUGUGUGAAAGCAAUACAGCCAAGACUUGAUAAUCUGACUUUAUACCAAAGGUUUCUCCUCUUAAUUUAAUGUGAACUAAAUGAAGCAAAUAUCUAUUGAUUUAAAAUGAGUUUUCUAAAAGCAUUUUUGGAGCUAAUUUACUGGAUUAUUGGUGUAUUCUGCCCUAUUAACCCAAAGAAAUAAAAAUUUUCAGUGAGCUAAUUCAUCCUGUAAAUUAUCACUGCCAUAGAGAGAUUGGAUUUCACUGCCUAAUGUAUUGUUCUUCCUAAAAUACUGUCUGCCCUGGGAUAAAUAGGAACAGAUCUUCUGGUCUUGAUGUGGAUCAAGCCGUUAGUCAAAUACUGCCUUACCUAAGGAACUCAAAUUUGAGAGUGGUAAUUGAGGCUUUUUAUGAAAAAGGGCUUCCAAACCAAAAAAAAAAAGUCAUAAAAGUCAGGAAUAGCAGAUUGUCUUGCCAAGAUAUUAAGGAAAAACUCCCCUGGAGGAACUCGCCUGAAUAUGUCCCUUCCAGGGAAGGCCUUGCCUCAGAGCGAUGAAUUAUGGCUGUUAACUUGCGAUGAAACCACUGACGUUCGGGUCAGUCUACCAAGUGAUUCUGUAUUGCAUUUUGGGGACUUUGGGGUUUUUUUGUUUGCUUUUAUACACAUAAGAAAAUGGUCGAUUUUAUCUAUUUUUGUAUAGUUUUGCAUUUUAUAUUCACGGGGAAAUUUUAUGGACUUUUACUUGUGCGCGUUGUCUUUUAAAGUGGUGUGGUUUACUGUUCCGAUGGAGAAAAGGCAAUUAUUGCUGCUGCUGCCACUGCCCGUGCAAUGCAAGGAAACCACCUCUUUCCUCGUACCCUCCUGUAACAUGCUGUUCCACUUUAUAUCCAGGGCCAGCUCUGAAACCCAGCAGCCGGUCUGUUACCAAUACACAUGCUCGCUCUUUGCACACACCGCUGACACGUCUUUGUUUUAAUAGUGCUUUGUCACACUCAUCAACUGUCAUUUCUUUUUUUUAAGUUUUGUUUUUCAUCUGAAUUUGUGGACUUUGGUGAUUUCUCCCCAGAAAUGUUGUUGACUGUCUUUAAAUUAGAAAACUGCAGAUUUUAGCUGGGGCUUUCCCUUCUGUGUGCUUAAAUUAUUUUAUCCAAAAUUGGGGGUUUUUUUAAAUCCCCAUGUGGGAGAUGCUGUUGGUUGGUGUGUGGCAAUGCUCUUGAAACCGGUGACAAAUUUCCUCUCCCUUUGGUGUUCCCUGGCCAGGCUGGGAGCUCAGCUUUCACUCUUGUGCGGGCAGAAUUGCCUGCUCCGUGUCUGAGGACUGGCAUUUAAAUAAUCCUGGGGUCCACAUGGGAUUACCGGGGGUUUUUUGCUUUCUCCUCCUCUCCUGUUGCGCUUGGCUGGAGGCUAGAGAGCUCCAACUCUGUGCCGCCUGCAUUGCCAGCAUCAGUAAAGCAUCUUCCUGGAAUAAUACUGCCUUGAAUUUUGGGAUCAGAAAUGCAAGGGUAGCUUCUAGUAAACUAAGACCCAACACUAGUUAAUGUGGCUCUUCUUGUUUUUGUUUUUUAUUUAGUUGAAUGAAUAUGCUGCUUUGUUUGCUUGACUCUGUAGGAGUUGUGCCCCUGCAGAGUUUGCAACCCUGUGCGGGGUGUAAGGGCUGAAAUAACUUCUCUGCAGAAGGCCACGGUGAUUAAUUGAGCAGACGAGAACAAUGUCAAACAGUGAUGCGCAAAAAGAAAAUUAAAUGCUGGAAAGCUAAAACUUUACAGGCAAAAGCAAAUUUUUUCCCCUUCUUUCCUCCCACCGCCAGUGCCAGCAGGGAUGGCAGUUGCCACUGAGACAUUUGGCUCUGCAUAGAUUUUUGUGUCUUUUAAUUAAAUAGCUCUUCACCUAAUGGUGCUUUUUAAAAUUUUUCUUAAAUGGGUUUGCCCCCGUUCCCAGCAUGGGAACUGGAUGGGCAGGUCGCUCCACAAACAUUCCUGGGGUGUUUGGACCCACGCCACAUUUCACAUUCCCUCUGCCCCUUAAUUUUGUGUCUUCCUCCUCUCCAGCUGGGCUACCUGCUCUUCCUGCUGGCAUUGAGUCAUCCUAGAAGAUACACUUGGGUGAAGUGAUAAAUUGAAAUCUAGAAGAGCCUCUCAGUUCUAAAGAAAAAAAAAAUAAUUAGCCCUUGUUGCAGGUGGCCCUGUGCUUCCCCUCUGCCAUCCCGCUGUGGGCAGGCUGCAGAACUGGUCUGCAGGUGCCCUGGGAGCAGAGGCGGCUCCUCCCAAGUGACCGACUUGUCUGAAUUUUUGGGUAUUUUUGUUAUUUUCUUUCUGGUCUCAUUGCUACUAGUCCUUUAAACUUUUUAAUGUAUUGAUUGUGUUUUAAAAUGAAUGUUCCUUUCACUGAAUUCUA